Vanderwaltozyma polyspora DSM 70294 is the source of this 1308-nucleotide messenger RNA. RefSeq names its product exoglucanase repeat family protein. The record is from RefSeq and is a predicted model, not a curated record. Gene Ontology annotation, molecular function: glucan exo-1,3-beta-glucosidase activity. NCBI's taxonomy places the organism in Eukaryota, Fungi, Ascomycota, Saccharomycetes, Saccharomycetales, Saccharomycetaceae. The transcript has a single exon. The annotation marks the transcript as partial. Gene Ontology annotation, biological process: glucan catabolic process. Gene Ontology annotation, cellular component: cell surface; extracellular region.
AUGUUAGGCGUAAAUAUAUUCCUACUAUUAUCAGUGUUCGUCAAUUUGACUCUUACUCUCGAUAUUGAUACCAAUGUAUUACGCAAAAAUGGAAAUAUUGCCGUAAAUCUAGAUGAUCAUGGUGAGUAUAAAGGUAUUAAUCUUGGUGGUUGGUUGGUUACCGAACCAUACAUCACCCCAUCACUCUACAAGGAUGCCAUGGCUCUAGCAAAGAAAAAAGGAUCAAACGUAACUAUUAUUAACGAAUACACUUUGUGUGAAGCAUUGGGAUACGAUGAUGCCAAGGAACUGUUAGACAAUCAUUUCAAAACAUGGAUUACUGAAGAUGACUUCAAGAAGAUUAGUGAAGAAGGGUUCAACUAUGUCAAGAUUCCCAUUGGAUACUGGGCGUGGAAGAUUGACAAUACAACUAAUUUGUAUCCAGGCAAUCAGACUUUCAGCGACCCUUAUGUGAAUAUCAAUCAAAAAGAAUACCUUAACAAGGCUUUAGGCUGGGCAUUAAAAUAUGAUUUGAAAGUGUUUGUAAAUGUAUAUGCAGUUCAAAAUUCAACAAAUUACUUUGAUUUAGAUUUAGAGAAUUAUUUAUGGGAAAAUCAAAAUGGAAUUAGAGUAAUUUCUUCAAUCCUAAAAGAUUAUUUUGAUUAUAUAUUAAACAUAGAUUAUCCAUCUUCUUUGGCCAGUUUGGAAGUUACAUUUUCCCCGAUGUUAGCUGUAUGGCCAGCUGAAUCCUAUCAGAUUAACUUUUAUACCGACCUUUUUGACUACUACCAAACCACAAAGGACAGUAUUAGUAACCCAAAUCCAAAUAUUACCUUUACUAUUCAGUAUAGUGGCCCAGUCUAUAACAUGACAUACCAUGACUUGGAUCUCGACUUUUAUAAUAGUUCCAGUCCUUAUUACAAGGGAAUCGAAUAUAAAUCAGAUUCGCAAAUAGCUGAAUGGGAUCAAGUAUUUCUUCAAUAUCGUUUUGCAGAAUCCCAUGAUUUUGACAUUGAUCAAUCCAUUGAAAAUAUUGCACAUAAUUUUAACUAUAAGAAAAAUAUCACCGGUGAGCCAGCAUUUCCUAUUACGUUUGUGGGUUCCUGGAGUAGUACAUUGACUGAUUGCACACCUUGGAUACAUGGUAUUGGUUAUGGAUCAUGGUACGAUGACACAUACGAUGAAGAUACAAAUUAUGAAGUCAAAAAUGAAUACGAUGAUAUUGACUAUGAAAACUAUGAAAACUAUACCUGUGUUUCUCAAAAUCAAAUUGAGGAAUGGCCUGAAGAAUACAAAAUUCAAGUAAGAAAGUUUAUGAAACUCAAUUAU